AUGACAUACUUGUGGCUGCUGAUACUGUGCUCCAUCGUAGCGGUCGUUCGAACGGCUCCUGACGCGGUUUCCCGUAAACUUGUGUUGUCCAAUGACGACGGAUGGGCCGCUUUGACGAUUCGCGAGCAGUUUGACGCCCUGACGAAAGCUGGCUUCGACGUGAUCCUGUCUGCCCCUGCGCUGGAUAAGUCGGGCACGGGAUCGUCCAGCGCGACGGCGACCGUAGUUGCCAAUGGAUGCGAAUAUGAUACCUGCCCAUCCGGCUCUCCGCCCACUGGUUUCAACGCUUCGAAUCCACAUUUGAACUAUGUAAACGCUUUCCCGGCGGACGCAGUUCGCUUUGGUAUACAAACGCUCGCUCCCGAGUUUUUCGACUCGGAGCCCGAUUUCGUGGUUUCAGGGCCAAAUGUCGGCAAUAAUUUGGGUUCUACCGUCUUAAUCGCCGGGACUGUCGGAGCCUCGACAGAGGCCGCCAAAGAGGGCGUCCCCAGCGUCGCGUUCUCGGCCGCCAACUGCUCACAGGUGUCCGACUUCAAGUUCGUCUUUUCCCGAAUUUUCGUCAAUGAGAGCCAGACGGACGUCGAGCACUGCGGGAGCGAUCACUUGCCUGACGAGACGACGGUUGUGGCCGCGAGCGGCGGAUGCUUUGCCAGUGUGAGUGUGAUGAACGCAACGACGAAGGGUGAUGUGGAUGCCACCACACAGCGGUUUGUUCUUGACAAGCUUGAUGGCCUCCUGAGCUGUCUACCUUGA
This is a messenger RNA of Punctularia strigosozonata HHB-11173 SS5, 753 nucleotides long. Its product is annotated as acid phosphatase. Gene Ontology annotation, molecular function: nucleotidase activity. The record is from RefSeq and is a predicted model, not a curated record. The transcript is spliced from 7 exons. NCBI's taxonomy places the organism in Eukaryota, Fungi, Basidiomycota, Agaricomycetes, Corticiales, Punctulariaceae. Bases 1 to 753 code for a protein of 250 amino acids.